Molecule: messenger RNA, 1359 nt
Organism: Exophiala mesophila
Lineage: Eukaryota; Fungi; Ascomycota; Eurotiomycetes; Chaetothyriales; Herpotrichiellaceae
Exons: 3
Coding region: 1-1359 (452 amino acids)
Biological process (GO): DNA replication checkpoint signaling; mitotic intra-S DNA damage checkpoint signaling; cellular response to ionizing radiation
Cellular component (GO): checkpoint clamp complex
Source: RefSeq, a predicted model, not a curated record
AUGCCUGUCCUGCUCUUCACUAUCCUUCCGAGUGGCGUCGGCGCCCUUCAUGAUCUGUUGACGUGCCUUGCAAAAUUCGAUGAAGACGUUUCCCUCGAGGCUACCUCACAGUUUCUCCGAAUCUCAAGUCUCAAUAUCUCAAAAACCAGCCAUGCUGCUAUUACGCUAACUUCCCCUUUCUUCCACAAAUAUCAUUUCUCCCCCGGUCCGAGAAGCGCCACUGGGGCCAACCCGCCAAAAGUCUGGAGUUGCAAACUUCAGAAUCGAGCUCUCCUCUCCAUCUUCCGGCGACGACUUGGCGACUCGCGUGAUAAAGACACCGCCCUCGAGUCAUGUGACUGUGAACUACAAGCCAGCCCUGAUCAGACAGAAUGUCGAUUGAUAUUCAGACUCAACUGUAAACAAGGGGUGGUCAAGACAUAUCGGCUCUUCUACGAAAGCGGAGAGAUCUUGCAUGCCUUUUUUGACAAGGCUGGCUCAACCAACCACUGGACUGUCUCCUCAAGAACACUGCGAGACGUUGUCGAGUAUUUCGGUCCCAAGACUGAUCAACUCGACUGGUAUUACGAAAAUGGCAAGGUCACCUUUACUAGCUACACGGAGAAGAUCCAGAGCGGUAGACAAGUUCUCAAACAACAGAUGCACACGUCGGUGGCUCUCGAGCAUAAAGACUUUGAUGGGUUUAACGUUCAACCAGGUCUACACAUUGGCACUAUGGUCAAAGACUUCCGAGCCAUCGUCGCUCACGCAGAAGCCAUGCGAGUUCAGGUCACAGCAAGAUAUUCCAGGGGCAACCGGCCAAUGCAGAUCAGCUAUGAGAGUAAUGGACUCUUGGCAGAAUUCACACUGAUGACAAGAGGUUCCAGCAAUGUACCAACAGCCUCAAAUGCAAGCACUCCUGCAAGAGAGAUUUCCAUGCGACCCGCAUCUCGACCACCAGAGGGCUCCACGACACCUGCACCUGCUGCGCCGACCACAACAAGAUCAGGUUCGGGAGAUAUGCCACCUCCGGCAGUACGAAACACAUUCCGAGACGCCACUCCGUCUUUAGCCAAGCAAGAUCAAGCGAACGUAGCUCCCACGCCGUCCGCCACUAUCAACCCUGAUAGUCUCUUCAUUCCAGCCGAUGACGACGACCAGCAAUGGGAUGCACCGAAUUUUGAAGACGAGCCUGACAUCGUCACAUGGGAUAAUACCGCUCAGGAUACAGGAACUUCCAGCUCUAUCCGAAGAAUUCGAGACUCAGAGUUGCAUUCAUUCGCAUCGAUACAGGAACAACAAGUCAGGGCUUCGCGGUCCUUUCCUCACGAGAUUGCCCCAACACAGCGCCUGUCGCAAGUCCGUGGCAUAUUUGAUUGA